AUGAUUACAGCAGUGACAAAACUAGGAGAUAAUACACUUGGGGAUAACACAAAUGGACUCAAAAUCAACGGGGAUAAAGCGGUUGGAGUCAGGAUGAAAGGGGAGAGGGCAAAUGGAGAAAGGAUGAUUGGAGUCAUGACUUGGGGUGAUAGGAUGAAUGGAGUAAGGAUGAAAGGAGAGAGAACAACUGGGUUGGCAACACCUGGUACUAGAACAAGAGGGUCGAGAGCCAAAGGAGACAGCACGAUUGGAGAGAAAAUGGCAGGAGAGACGAUGAUUGGAGACAGGAUACGAGGACCGAGGAUGACAGGGACGAACACCUGGAAAUGUUAUACACAGUAG
Messenger RNA from Caenorhabditis remanei, 342 nucleotides. RefSeq lists its product as uncharacterized. Bases 1 to 342 code for a protein of 113 amino acids. The transcript has a single exon. The record is from RefSeq and is a predicted model, not a curated record. NCBI's taxonomy places the organism in Eukaryota, Metazoa, Nematoda, Chromadorea, Rhabditida, Rhabditidae.